AUGCCUCGAGUAUACCCACCCCUCGAGGGUCGUCAACCCAGCGUAACGAUCAACCCGUCUCUCGUCGAAUCAUGCGCCGGCUUCAGCGCAGGCGUCAUUUCUACGCUCGUUGUCCACCCAUUCGACGUUGUCAAAACGAGGUUACAGAUCGAGCAAAACACUCGUGCAAGACCUGGUGGAAGCGUGCGCUCGUUACGCGGAGGUAUCUCAGCGAACAAAGGCGGCGUGGUCAAGGCUUUCUAUCGAGGGUUGAUGCCAAAUAUGGUUGGCAACUCGACGAGUUGGGCGUUGUACUUUCUGUGUUAUGGAAAGAUCAAGGAUGUGGUGGGUGUCAUGCGGAAACAACGAACACCAGACGGAAACGGGCAACUCACGAGUGGUGACUACUUCCUCGCGAGUGGAGCUGCGGGCAUUAUGACGGGCGUCGUCACCAAUCCGAUCUGGGUGAUCAAGACUCGGAUGCUGUCCACUUCAAGAGAUGCACCAGGAGCAUACAAGUCGAUCUGGCAGGGAUUCUGGGCAAUCUUCCGACAAGAAGGACCGAAAGGGUUCUAUCGCGGAUUGGUGCCGAGUCUCUUCGGCGUGUCACACGGCGCCGUGCAAUUCAUGGCCUACGAACAGCUCAAGAACCGAUGGGCGCUAUCAAGGGAAGGAGGACUGGAGGGUCUCACGAACCUGGACUUUUUGAGCCUGUCCGCUGCGAGCAAGAUGUUCGCUGGCAGCUUGACGUACCCCUAUCAGGUGGUGCGGGCGAGACUCCAGAUGUACGAUGCCGGGCAGAAGUACAAGGGCGUAGGGGAUGCGGUGGCGCAGGUGUUCCGGAAAGAGGGCAUCGCUGGAUUUUACAAGGGAUUGGCGCCGAACUUGGUCAGGGUUGUGCCGUCGACUUGUGUGACGUUCUUGGUAUACGAGAACGUCAAAUUCUACCUACCAAGAGUUUGGCAUGAUGCGAAGGAUUCGGUGGAGGAGGAGAAGAUAUGAAGCAGGUUUUCCAAUUGGAUCGACGAAUGAUACCCACGUAUGACAGAAAACAGCAAGACUCUUGGGAACCCCGUACCUCUGGUCGGUCGCAUAAAGCAUAGCAUUGUUUCACCUGAGGACGAGACGAAGAGACAGAACCUAUCAAGUCCAGCAAUACCCAAUCACACCGGUUUUACUCUCAACGUCCGCACGAGCAACCACGCCAAUGCGGAGAUGGGCCGAACGUCGACAAACGGGCCCCUUGGCGAGGCGUCGAACUCGGAUACCAUCAACGCAUCAAAACAAAACAGAACAGCAAAAGUGUGUCACGACAGCACCAAUCCAUCGCAUCCACAGGCAAAAAGUUAUCUUCUCGAACGACAGACAAAUCAGCAA
Zymoseptoria tritici IPO323 is the source of this 1356-nucleotide messenger RNA. RefSeq lists its product as uncharacterized. Gene Ontology annotation, cellular component: mitochondrion. The record is from RefSeq and is a predicted model, not a curated record. NCBI's taxonomy places the organism in Eukaryota, Fungi, Ascomycota, Dothideomycetes, Mycosphaerellales, Mycosphaerellaceae. Gene Ontology annotation, biological process: nucleotide transport; folate import into mitochondrion. The coding region runs from base 1 to 981 and encodes 326 amino acids. The transcript has 2 exons. Gene Ontology annotation, molecular function: folic acid transmembrane transporter activity; FAD transmembrane transporter activity.